GCCAUGGGCAGCGGCGGCCCCGGCCCGCACGGACGGCACCGGCAGCAGUAAAAAUAUGGAACAACUCCUCUGAAGCAGGUGGAGUCACGCUGGCGUAAAACGGGGCGAGCAGCAUCACAGGCCGAGCAACCGGGGAUGUCCCGCUGCGGAUGCGCUGAUGUCUGCCCCCUGCAAAGACCCCUUCUACCUGCGGCUGGCAGAUGCACGGGUGUUAGCGUGAAGCCCCAGUAAGAGAAUGAGUGAAAGAGACAUACAAAGCUUGAGCAAAUGGGUUUUAGUGCUCACUCUCUGCCUUACCACGCUAUGGGGAAGACUGACACUGGCCUCCACCCACCACAGAAGCCAUUCAGUGCACGUCGAGCCCGGCACCUGCGAGGUCAUCGCGGCUCACAGGUGCUGCAAUAAGAACAAGAUCGAGGAACGCUCCCAGACAGUGAAGUGCUCCUGCUUCCCAGGGCAGGUGGCGGGGACGACACGGGCGGCCCCAUCCUGCGUGGACGCCUCCAUCGUGCUGCAGAAGUGGUGGUGUCAGAUGGAGCCCUGCCUUGACGGGGAGGAGUGCAAGGUCCUGCCCGACCUCUCAGGCUGGAGCUGCAGCAGCGGCAACAAAGUGAAGACAACCAAGGUCACCCGAUAGCACCCCUGCGGGGGUCCCCGCUGCAUCGCCCGUGCUGUGCCCGUGCUGUCCCGGAGCCAGGUGCGGCGUGCUGUGGUGCUCCCGUCCUGCAUCCCACGCCGCUGUCGGACCAUGCCAGGUACGGGUUCGGAGCAACUGCUGCCACCCAGCUUCCCAUCAGGCUGCAAGAAUGGGGCCUGAAGGCAGCUGCAAGACUGCUGCUGCUCCACGGUCCCCUUCUCCCCCAUGGACGUGCUCACCGACCAAGGAACGGGCUCAUUCUCCCAUCCUCUUAAAUAAAAUGCUCCAUAAGAGCUGUUGAUGGUUACAGAGACAAACAAUGGUCCCCCAAACCAGGCUUUAAUCUCAGCUAAAAUAGCAAAAAUCAUUGCUGCAGGAGUCACCGUUACCCCAUCUCCAGGAUCCUGAAUCAGGGUCAGCACCAGGAGUUCAGAAGCAGGUGGCGGCGCGGAGUCGUCCCAGCGCGGCGCUGGGAGUGCGGUGCUGGCCCUGCAGCGGCUGCAGCCCUGGCGUGGCGGCGUGGCUGGUGCCGUCCGACACCUCCGGCACUGGAGAUGGUAAAAAUGUUUCCGUGGAGCAUGCUGCUGGUUUUUCCUUCCUCUGUAAUUGCAUUAAUCAGGCUGCAAGUUUAAUAUCUGUUCCCCCAGUGCACGUCCCAGGCACCAAAUUACUGCUCAUGUCCGCAAUCAAUCCCAGAACAAAGGGAGGGGGAACCCCUCUCCCAUCUGCGGGGCCUGCCGCGCCAGCCACAGCGCAGAGAGCUGUCCAGAGACCAGCCCGAGCCAGGCGUCAUUGCGCUGAUCCAGCACAAUGACAUGUACACCCUGCCCUGGCCGUGAGCUCGAGGCCUCCAGGACAUGCUGUGUCCCCAGCCCUGCAGCUGGGGGGCACCGGGGGCCCCGUGGUGCUGCUGCCGGGCUCGCCAUGGGGGCGUUUCUGUAACGGGGCACGCAAUACCUGCUGCAGACGCGAUGUAAAUACCAGACUGUGGAAAUAUUAAAUUCAUUUUAAUCUCUGCAAAAGAUCUUUUCAUUCCAAGGCAGAGGGGGCUGCAGGAGCACUAUUCUCACCGCCCACAAGAAAGGCGGGGGGGUCAGGGGGCUCUGUCCUCGCCUCGCCAUUCUCCCUGGUGCCGGCUCUGAGCCCAGCCGGUGCUGCCUGGGGUCUGCACAGCGCUGUUUCGAGCCGCGGCCCCUUCUGCUCAGCACGGGUGGCAUUGCUGGGGGCAUCCUGAUCCUUGUGGGGAUGCGGGGCCCUGCUCUUGUCCCCUGGCUGCCUCAUACCCAUCCUGCAGCGGGGUCCAUGCAGAGCC
Molecule: messenger RNA, 1949 nt
Organism: Cygnus olor (mute swan)
Lineage: Eukaryota; Metazoa; Chordata; Aves; Anseriformes; Anatidae
Gene: TAFA3
Product: TAFA chemokine like family member 3
Exons: 7
Coding region: 236-637 (133 amino acids)
Molecular function (GO): receptor ligand activity
Source: RefSeq, a predicted model, not a curated record